AUGGAGCGGCCGGGGCUGCCGGAAGGCUCUGCGAAGCCAGCGGCGGACUCGGCGUCCGCGCUCCGCCGGGCUGCGGCUGGGAACGGGCUCGGCGUGCAGAAGGGGGGUGUCAGAGCAGGAGUAGGGGGCGGGGACUGGAGGAAGAUACUGAGCGGGGAGCGCGAGGCCCGAGAAGCCGCCGCUCGGAGGGACGCUGCCUCCGGAGUCAGCAAAUGGAGCGAGGCAGGCCCGCGGCGGCGACGGCCGGCAGCCGGCAGCGGGCAGGGACGGGCCCCGCCGCCAGGGGGUGCAGCGCUCCCUCCCGGGCCGUCCACGGCGCGGUUCGCGGUUCCCGCUGCCCGGGAGCUGGAGGCGGGCCCGGCGCCUUGGGCGUGCGCCCGGCUGGCGCGAGGCCUUCCCGGCCGGCCGCGGAACCGGAGUCCUGGCGCCCGCCGCCCCUCGUGA
This is a messenger RNA of Rangifer tarandus platyrhynchus (Svalbard reindeer), 444 nucleotides long. The record is from the annotation of a GenBank genome assembly. Lineage: Eukaryota; Metazoa; Chordata; Mammalia; Artiodactyla; Cervidae.